AUGAGUGUCUCUUUCAUUAAUUUUUAUAAUGCAGUAAUAUCCCUGGAAAAAAUGGACUUAUUGAUAUCCGGUACCUUUAUAUCGGUAGAGUUAUAUUAUGUAUUUCUGGGAAAUUAUGUUGGACAAGACGUCAUAGAUAGCAGCAUUAGCAUUUGUCAAGCAACAUAUAAUGCACACUGGUAUGCUGCGCCAUUAUGUAUGCAAAAACUGAUACUAUUUAUAAUGCAAAGAAGUUACAGGAAGAGUGCUUUAACGGCUGGAGGUUUAUUUGAUGCGUCAUUAGAAGGUUUCGCUAAGCUUAUGAGUAUGUCUAUAUCCUACGUUAUGGUCCUUCAAUCCAUGGGAGUACACAAAGAAAGCCAUGAAAAGCAUAAUAGUCAUGUUUAA
Messenger RNA from Trachymyrmex cornetzi, 387 nucleotides. RefSeq names its product putative odorant receptor 71a. Bases 1 to 387 code for a protein of 128 amino acids. The record is from RefSeq and is a predicted model, not a curated record. The transcript has 4 exons. Lineage: Eukaryota; Metazoa; Arthropoda; Insecta; Hymenoptera; Formicidae. Gene Ontology annotation, biological process: sensory perception of smell; detection of chemical stimulus involved in sensory perception of smell. Gene Ontology annotation, cellular component: plasma membrane. Gene Ontology annotation, molecular function: olfactory receptor activity; odorant binding.